Molecule: messenger RNA, 2959 nt
Organism: Cynoglossus semilaevis (tongue sole)
Lineage: Eukaryota; Metazoa; Chordata; Actinopteri; Pleuronectiformes; Cynoglossidae
Product: voltage-dependent calcium channel gamma-7 subunit-like
Exons: 7
Coding region: 993-2093 (366 amino acids)
Biological process (GO): calcium ion transport; neurotransmitter receptor transport, postsynaptic endosome to lysosome; regulation of AMPA receptor activity
Cellular component (GO): AMPA glutamate receptor complex; postsynaptic density membrane
Molecular function (GO): channel regulator activity; voltage-gated calcium channel activity
Source: RefSeq, a predicted model, not a curated record
UCUCGAAGAUUAAGAAAAUGAACAAACCUCCAGUUUCUCUGUUUUACUGCUUUAAUGGUUGGUUCCUGUCAGUGGGUGAAGACAGAGAACCUGAGAGAACCAUCAGCAGAGGAGGUUAAAAAGAAAAUGAAAAGCAGUGCUGGUGUUGUGGUCUCAGCAGCAGAGGAACACCCUGGUGUUUUUAAUCUUGGUUUAAUGACUUUAUGACCUUUUCUCAUCUCCAAGCAUCAGUGACUUCUGCGUCAGCACUUCUUCACUUCUGCAGAUGAUGAUGAUGUUUUAUUUACACUGUUUUUAUUCCAGUGCAGUUUCUGAUCACACAUAAUUGAUGUGAGUCUGAAGCUGCAGCAGAAAGAACUGCAGUACUAGCUGGUCCACGUACUGACGAAUACUGUGUGAUCUCAUACAUAAACAAUGCACGGAUGGACAUGUGAAUGUCGAAUGACGAUGCCAUGCCUGCCCCCCAAAUACAUGAAGGUUGGUUUAUCGUUCCCAUAACAAAAUCCGUGAUAUUAGCUCACAAGCUAAAGUCAGCAGACUGAAGGUGGACUACGAGAUAAAACCAAGGAAUCCACAGAUUUUUAUAGACCAUGGAAUAAUGGAGGUAACUGCCUCACUAUCCUCAAAAGGUCCAGUUACACGAUCAUUUGACCAUUCCGUGAAUGUCUGGUUGUAUUCAGCAUGCCACAACUGUUUGCCGGACAUUUUUGGUGAACCCUAAAGGCAUCUGUUUCCACGUGACAACUUUCCAGCCAAUCGUACUUAACUAAAUGUGAGCUAAGAAUGACGUCCAUGCUUUGGCCUCAGAACUAUGGGCAUGAUUGGCUGAAUAUCUGCUGUGUGCCCGAGAUGGUUCGGCGGGGUCCGGACGGGAGUCGAUCGAAGAAAUUGCUAAAAAUUGGAAACAAAUAAAGGAUCAAGGGAAGAGGAAAAAGAAGAAUAACCAAGUGACAAUAAGAGACCCUCGAGGAGGAGGAGAGAAGGCAGUAAAAAUGAGUUGGUUCAGUAGCAAAGCUCUGACUCUGCUUUCCUCUGUCUUUGGAGCCUGUGGUCUCCUCCUGGUGGGCGUGGCGGUUUCAACAGACUAUUGGCUGCUGAUGGAGGAGGGUGUGGUCCUGCAGCAGAACCAGAGCAUGGAGGUGAAGAUGGCUCUGCAUUCUGGUCUAUGGAGAGUCUGCUUUGUAGCAGGACCAGAGAAGGACAGAUGUGUGUCCUCAGAAUAUUUCCUUGAGCCAGAGGUUGAGAUUACAACAGAAAACACAGCCAACAUCCUCAAAAUGGUCAGAACGGCCACGCCCUUCCCCAUGGUGUCGCUGCUCUUUGUCCUCACCGCCUUUGUGGUCAGCAGCGUGGGACACAUUAAACCGAAGUGCACCAUUCUGGCCUUUGUCUCUGGAAUAUUCUUCAUCCUGUCAGGUCUCAGUUUGGUGGUGGGUCUGGUUCUCUACAUCUCCAGUAUUAAUGAUGAGGUGAUGAACAGACCAAGAGAACCAGAACAGUUUUUCCACUAUCACUAUGGCUGGUCAUUCGCCUUUGCUGCGUCAUCCUUCCUGCUCAAAGAGGGGGCAGGAGUAAUGUCUGUUUACCUCUUCAUGAAACGCUACACUGAGGAAGACCUCUACCAUCCUCAUCCGACUUUCUACCGUCCUCGUGUGUCCAACUGCAGUGACUACAGCAGGCAGUUCCUCCACCCUGAUUUCUGGCCUCCUCAACAGCGAGGUCGUAGCUCCUCAGAUUUUUCCUCCGACAUCUCCAUCCAACUCAACCAAUCUCCACCCUCAAAGGCCUGGCCCAAGUACUCCAGUGGUAAAGGAGGAGCACGACCAGGAGGAUUGUCUCAGCCAACUCCACCCACCUCCUCUGCUCCUUCUUCUUCAGCCAGUUCCCAUCUUCAGCUGCAGACGGCAUCCUCCUCCUCCACCUUCUCUUCCUGUCCACAUCCUCUCCACCCAGAUGCUACCUCCACCUUACCUAGGGCCUAUCCCAACCCCAGUGGGCCCCCAGCCUUAACCCUGCCCUGGGCUGCUCCUCCCUCAGCUGUUCCUCCUCCUCACUAUCGCUCACACAUGAGAAUGAGAGCCUCCCCCUGCUAGGAGUGAGCAGGAGCUUGUGUGGUGAAGCAACACACAGAGGGAGGGACAAACAACAUCUACCAAUAGGAUGUGGACAACAGUGGAGUCAACAGGGGGUCAACAGUCAAACAGUUGACCCACUUGCUGUGAGGCAGCAGUAUCAUCCACAGCUUCACAGUGUUGUUUUAUCAGAUGUGAUCUAAGAGUUUUAAAAAAAUCCAAAAUUAUUUCAUGUCAGUCUGUGACCAUUCAGGCCACUCCAUUAGAACAUCACACGGAACCGUUCCUCUGUCCUGUCCUCAGGUCAAAGGUCAACUCUCUCCAGUCUUAUUGACCUGUCAUUGACUAAAAUUGACUAGAACCUGUCAACUGUCAGACUAGGUCCUCCAGUGGGAGUCAGUGGAGCAGCACUGGACAGAUCCUUAUGUUCACUUUGGAGACUAGAGUCUAGAAUCUUUAUUAUCACCAUGAAAGACAUCAACGGAUCGUUGUUUAAAUUGAAGCUGGUCUUUAGGUGGAACCGAUGGAGCAGUGGGAGCUGGUGUGGGAGCUGGUCUUUCUGCAUGAUGAUUGGAGGAACUCUUUCAGAAGCUUUUCCACUAACUAUUUAAAAAUACAAAGUAAAGUUCUGAGUUCCUAGUACUUUUUCUUCUAUUCAAAAUAACAAUAAUAAUAAUAAACAAGUUUCUGUUAAAAGUUCCUGGUACUAUUUCAUAUGGUUAUACAACUACUGGUUUGGAUUGGACAAAGAUGUAUUUCACAUCCAUGAAUGAAAUCACUUCGAAGAACCAUAUGUCCUGUCAUUGUCUUGUUCUCAUUGUAGGUGGCGCUCACUAACCCUACUGCUGACUUUGUGUCAGUACUCCAAUAUGUUUGUCAAAUCAAAA